AUGGCGACAGAAGCUGCCUUCACCUCCAGGCCCGAGACCUUGGCCAAGUACCUCAAGCUUGACCAGAAGGGCUCAAUUAUGGCCGAGUACAUCUGGAUCGACGCUGAUGGCGAGACCCGUUCCAAGUCGAGGACUCUCAAGGAGAAGGAGUACACCCCCGAGGACCUUCCUAUGUGGAACUUUGACGGUUCCUCCACCAACCAGGCUCCCGGCGACAACUCUGAUGUCUACCUGAAGCCCGUCGCCGUCUUCCCCGACCCUUUCCGUGGAUCUCCCAACAUCCUCGUCCUCUCUGAGUGCUGGAACGCCGAUGGCACCCCCAACAAGUACAACUACAGACAUGAGUGCGCCAAGUUGAUGGAGGCUCACGCCGCUCACGAGCCCUGGUUCGGUCUCGAGCAGGAGUACACUCUGCUCGACCUCAGCAACCGCCCCUUCGGCUGGCCCGCUAACGGCUUCCCUGCUCCCCAGGGCCCCUACUACUGCGGUGUUGGUGCCGGCAAGGUCGUCCAGCGCGACAUCGUCGAUGCCCACUACAAGGCCUGCCUGUACUCUGGCGUCAAGAUCUCUGGUACCAACGCCGAGGUCAUGCCCGCCCAGUGGGAGUUCCAGGUCGGUCCCUGCACCGGCAUUGAGAUGGGUGACCACCUCUGGCUCGCUCGCUUCCUCCUGGCCCGUAUUGCCGAGGAGUUCGGCGCCAAGGUCUCCGUUGAGCCCAAGCCCAUUCCCGGUGACUGGAACGGUGCCGGUCUCCACUCCAACUUCUCCUCCAAGGAGAUGCGUAUUGAGGGUGGCAUGAAGCACAUCGAGGCUGCCAUCAAGAAGCUUGAGGGCCGCCACAAGGAGCACAUUGCGGUCUACGGCGAGGGCAACGAGAAGCGUCUCACUGGCCGCCACGAGACUGGUUCCAUUGAUUCGUUCUCUUACGGAGUUGCCAACCGUGGUGCUUCCAUUCGUAUUCCCAGAGAGUGCGCCCAGAAGGGCUACGGCUACUUCGAGGAUCGCCGCCCCGCCUCAAAUGCCGACCCCUACAGAAUUACUGGUAUUCUGAUGGAGACUAUUUACGGUACUGCCGAGUAA
Messenger RNA from Colletotrichum acutatum, 1080 nucleotides. RefSeq names its product glutamine synthetase. Gene Ontology annotation, cellular component: cytoplasm. The record is from RefSeq and is a predicted model, not a curated record. The coding region runs from base 1 to 1080 and encodes 359 amino acids. Lineage: Eukaryota; Fungi; Ascomycota; Sordariomycetes; Glomerellales; Glomerellaceae. Gene Ontology annotation, molecular function: glutamine synthetase activity. The transcript is spliced from 5 exons.